UGCGUAUUUCAUUUUAUCAUCAAAUUCGUAACAUUCAAGUUGUGUAGAAUUUGUUCAGUGAUGGCGAAACAUAACGGAGUUUUUUGGGUUUCUUCCGUACAUUUUUCGGUUUUAAUGCUCACAAUUCUUGUGGGACCAUCUGUUUUGGCAAGAGAUUUGGGACUAAAUGUACACAAACUAGAACCGAUUAAGUUGAAGUUUCCAGAUAUUCCAGAGCGAAAAGGACCCGCGGCAAUUGAGUACGUAAAUGAUUUAUUGACACCGCUGAAAUCAGGCGCAAGUGAUAAAGAUCCGAAUUUGAUAAUGACCGGUGAAAGUUGUGCUCGGGGUUUGGGUAGCUUAUACAUUGUAAAAACUGAUGAAGGAGAAACAUUAUAUACUUUAUGUUUCAAUGAUAAAAAGGCGAGUGCGAUUUAUACCACGCAUAUAGUUGACUUGGCUAACAAAACGCUUGAACGUUCUAAGCAUCUUAGUUUCAAAGCAAAAUACACAUUGCGAGGCUGGAAUUUGAAUUACUUAUACCAUGCUGGAAAUCAAACGCAGGCAUUUAAUGAAAAAUUCAUUCCGUUUACGGACCCGGAAACGAGAAAAAAUAAAUAUUUUUCGCGAAAUCAUUUAACUCCACACGCUGAUUUCGCAUUGAUCAAGCACCAGACAUUGACGUACUACUUUCAUAACUGCUUUCCAGGAAUGCAAUCAAUGAAUGUUGCGAAUUGGAGUAAACUUGAAGACUUGGUACGUGAUUUGUCAACUCAAAUGGGCAAGGUGCUGCGUGUGUUUACGGGAGUGUAUGGUAUUUUGAAGAAAAAAACCUUAAAAGGACAAAUGAUGGACGUCUAUUUAGAUCCGAAAAACGAGCGCAUUGAAGUUCCGCAGAUUGUGUUUAAAUUGGUGGUUGAUCAAAAAACGAAUGAUUCGGUGGCAUUUUUCACUUCAAAUGAUACCGAAAUGGAUGAACAACAGCAAAAUCACUUUGCAACGAUCUGUAAAAGUGUUUGUGAUGAGAUCGCAGCCAACUUUAAUCCAGAUGUAAAAGCUGGUCUCACCGUUUGUUGCCGCUAUGAAGAUUUUGCGAAACACAUUCAAUUCAUUCCGUUCAAAUUGUCUAAGAGUAAUUUGUUGAAAAAUCCAAUACGUAUAGAGCGCUCAAAUCGAUCGAAAUCGCCAUCCAAAAUGACGAAAUCAAAGUCACCAAAUCAAUCACCAACAAAACGUGAUCCCAUACUCGAACACUCAAAAUCUGAUAGCGAGCUAUUAAAAUCAAAAAGGUCAGGAUCAUUACCUCCAUCACCAACCAAAAGUCCGUCGGCGUCGAAAGGUAAAAAUUCGAUAGAAUCAAGUGAAGGCACAAAAUCACCGUCCAAAAAUACUAAAACAUCAUCACUUGAAAAAUCAACUUCACCGAAACGUGCUACUGAACGUUCGAACUCAAAAUUAUCGAAAGAAAACCAAUUACCAGCCAAAGAGGCCACUCAAUCGAAGUCUUCACCAAUGAGAAGAUCUCCAAGGUCGCAAGAUCGUAAAUAAUAUCAUGGAGAUAGAUACUGUUUAAAAAAAAGUAAAACGAAAAAUUGCAACGAUUCAUUAUUUAAAUGUGAUUUUCUAACGCAAUAAAUAAAAUUCAAACAAAGAAAAUUAAUAAAAAA
Molecule: messenger RNA, 1646 nt
Organism: Contarinia nasturtii (swede midge)
Lineage: Eukaryota; Metazoa; Arthropoda; Insecta; Diptera; Cecidomyiidae
Exons: 5
Coding region: 61-1527 (488 amino acids)
Biological process (GO): apoptotic DNA fragmentation
Cellular component (GO): mitochondrial inner membrane; nucleus
Molecular function (GO): metal ion binding; single-stranded DNA endonuclease activity; RNA endonuclease activity
Source: RefSeq, a predicted model, not a curated record